AUGAAAAGCUGUGCGGAGUUUUGUUUACUCAGCUUGCUGGCUGGCUUGUUGAGCGUGUCACAAGCUGUAGAAUUUACAUUCGAUUUGGCAGAUGGGGCAGAGGACUGCUUCUUCGAGGAAAUCAAACGUAACACCACCGCCUAUUUGGAGUUCCAAGUAUCAGCCGGUGGUCAAUUGGAUGUUGAUGUAACGCUAAAGAAUCCCAAGGGUGAUAUUAUUUACGAACAGCAAAAGGCCACAUUUGAUAGCCAUCAAUUUGUUGCCGAUCUUGCUGGUGUCUAUCAGGCCUGCUUUAGCAAUAAAUUCUCAACGUUUUCACAUAAAUUCGUCUAUGUUGAUUUUCAAGUAGGCGAAGAACCUGCCCUGCCCGGUGUCGAUGACCAUGCCACCGUCCUCACCCAAAUGGAAACCUCAUCACAAUCGAUACACAAGAGUCUCAAUGACAUUUUGGACGCCCAGACACAUCAUCGUCUGCGUGAAGCCCAAGGGCGAAAACGUGCCGAAGAAUUAAAUGAACGCGUUAUGUGGUGGUCAUGUGCUGAAACAGCGGCCGUUCUGACCAUUGGUAUUGUACAGAUCUUGGUGCUACGUAAUUUCUUUACGGAUCGUAAACCUAAUCAGCAACGCUAUAGUCGUUUGUAGGAUUAAAUUAAAAA
Molecule: messenger RNA, 656 nt
Organism: Musca vetustissima
Lineage: Eukaryota; Metazoa; Arthropoda; Insecta; Diptera; Muscidae
Gene: p24-1
Product: transmembrane emp24 domain-containing protein 3
Exons: 1
Coding region: 1-642 (213 amino acids)
Biological process (GO): intracellular protein transport; endoplasmic reticulum to Golgi vesicle-mediated transport; Golgi organization
Cellular component (GO): Golgi apparatus; endoplasmic reticulum-Golgi intermediate compartment; COPII-coated ER to Golgi transport vesicle
Source: RefSeq, a predicted model, not a curated record